This is a messenger RNA of Ascochyta rabiei, 393 nucleotides long. RefSeq lists its product as uncharacterized. Bases 1 to 393 code for a protein of 130 amino acids. Lineage: Eukaryota; Fungi; Ascomycota; Dothideomycetes; Pleosporales; Didymellaceae. The transcript has 2 exons. The record is from RefSeq and is a predicted model, not a curated record.
AUGGACAACAUCCUGGCGGCUUCGCAAUCAUGGCCAGACCAGCGACUCAGGAUUAUGAUUCCUACAUGGACACUGUUGAUCAUUAGUACCGUUUUUCUUGUCUGGAGAGGCGUGUAUGGCGUUGUGCAAAAGCGUAGGUUCAUGGCAUCUGAUUACCUGUUGAUCAUCGCCGCUGCGCUCAAUAUCAUUGCCCAGUCCAUGUCGCAAGUCCAAAUUGAAGCUGGCCUUGGGCGUCACUUCAUGGACCCGUCGGUACUGCCCAAUCUCAUGCGCUUUGCAUACUACCUGUGGAUCGCGCAGAUCAUCAACAUCAUGGCAGUUGCAUUCAUCAAAUGGUCCAUUUGCGCAUACCUUUUAGUCUUGAAUUUUUCAAAGUUCUAUCAUACCAGUUAA